CUUAUUAUUUUUAAUCAUUAUGGAAUCGUUUCAUAUAUUAAUAAUAAAAUAUUUUCUCAUUUCGACAUGUGCACUUUAUAAAGACACACUGUAUUCAAGAACAUGUCUAUCAAAUGCAGAGAAGUGGUGGGCGAAACGAAACAGCUGGGCCAGUUAAUCAAAAGCUCAGCGAAAUCAAUUUAGGUUGUAGUAAUAUACUAUUGUAAUUUAUCACACGACCAUUUCUGUCGAGGACUUCAUUAAGUUUUCAGUAACCGUAAAAAACACCGUAAACCAUAUUCUCCUUUUUUAAAUAUUCCAAUUUUACAUUUCAAUGUUUGGCCCACCACUGAUUAUUGUUACUACUGCAUCUUAUGAAUAAAAUUCAAUUCGGGUCGUGCUUAGGCGCUAAAUUCUAUUGUAAACUUGUUGAAAGCGCAUUGUGGAGAAUGCUUCAGACGGGGAUGCAACUGAUGAUACGACUUUAUCUGUAUAUUCGCGAUAGAAUUACAUAGUAGUAAAAAAAGUAAAUUUUAGGGUACGUCUUUAACAAACCGGGGGUUACAAAUAAACAGUAGAUAAUAAUUAUUUUUCAAAGCUUAUAGGAGAUACAAAUGGUACAAAUUUUUAAUUUAUAUCAUGAUAACAUUCUCCAUACUCUUAUAGAAAAAACAAGUGCAUAGACUGAUUAGUCAAUGCACCCGUUGCAUAGACAAAGAUGCAGUAGUAAAUUAAUAAUGUAAGGUUGUUAAUUAGAUUUAAAUUUAAUUGCUUACCCGGAACCGAAAUGAUGAAUGUACCCCAUGUCCCUGUUCUGAAUAGAAAUAUUCGAUGGAACCUAAGUGUCUAGAUGAAAGAACUACUAAUUGUAUGUUAGUGGCGAUGUCUCUUAAUGGAUAGUUUUUAAGUAUUUUCUACUUAAGGCAAGUAACCUUAGAUUGGGCAGCUUUUAAUAAAUCUUUCAUCUAGACAAUUAAGUCGGUGUAGCGUUUAGCAAUGAAAUAUUAAUGCAGUAUAAAUCGUGCUUCAUACGUGUGUGGAACAUACAGCGACGUCUCUAUGAACUACUUUUCUCUAGUCGAGUACAUGCAUAAUACCAGAAUGUAGUUUAGACUAGCAAUAAUAUGUAGGCACUAGCACAUUAAGCUAUCAUUAUCUAUCAAAUUACAAAUAUCUCCUGUGUGUCCUGUAAGUAAUGGCAUCCGGAGCCAAGACGUGGGCACUGCCAAUACUGUCACCAAUUCAAGGCCACAUAGCGAACUUUGGAGUGGACAUAACUCGGAGUUAUCUGAAGGAUCAAAUACGAAACGAGGUGAUCCGACAGAGCGUCAAAGUUGUACCCAAAGGAUUAUCAGGCUAAAAUGGUAGUAGGCCGGUCACAUUUGUCGAAAAACUGAUGAAUAAAUGUUUACCCAAAAGUACGUGUUCUGGAGUGAACACUUCAUACGAGCAAACGCAGGGAGUGUAUAGGACGUCCUUCAGUAAGUGAAGUGAGGAGAUUCGCAAAUUGGCUGGUAGUGGUUGAAUGCGAAGACCACAAUAUCGAACUCAGUGCAGUGCUAUUGGAGGCAGGCUAUCCAGUAGUGGGUCAGAAACGGACGACGAUAAAAGGAAUUUGAUAGAUCCAGCUAGCUUAAUGUACCGUCUCCAGAACAUUAUAUCUGUACCUAAACAUAGUCACUAAUGGCAUUGAACAAAAUAUAGAAAAAUUAUACUUGUAUAGUUCACAAGUUGAACGACUAAAGAUUGGUAGUCUAAACCAAGCUUAAAAUGACUAAUGUAUGAAUGUGAAAUGUUUGUAAUAUAUCGUUUCGUGGUUAUAUUAAUUACGUUAAAUGGCUUACUCGUGUAGCUCAGGUAAGUCGACGAGUUUGCAAGCGUCGCGCAGCCACGACAUACGCUGGGUCGCGCGUCUUUUGGCACGCAUGCUGCUCAUAACCAUGACAUGCAUGAUCGACCGGUCGAGUUCAUCUCGUCGAAUAGUCUCAGCAAUAAACCAAAUAACCUAAUUAAUUUCAUUACUGUGAUCUUUAUGUUUUUAUCUACGUGCAUAUGCUACCAACAGGCAUUACAGUGCUCAAGAAUGAACAAAUAUUGAUAUAAAUACAACAUACACAUGUUGUACCCACAUUUUAUCUUUUAAACUAUUUUACAUAUUAUAAAUUAUUAUAAAUAGAUUUGUUCGAAAUGCUACAUUUUAUAGUACGGGCUGAUAUCUGUCUUUUUAUGGAAUAGAGCAUUUAGUGUUUGGAUACAAUCUAGAAAAGAGGUACUAAACUAGAUUUACUUUAGGAGUAAGGGUAUAGGUCAAAUCUGUGUCACGAUUUGAAGACAAACUAGACCCCAUGACCGUAUAUAAUCAGCAUACCGACCAACCGACUUCCGAAAAUGAGGUUCAUUACGCCGGCGUAUGUGGACGAUUUUGGUGACUUUUUUUUCUUACAUUGGCAUUGUUGGCAUUCAGAACAACGUGCUCGUGCCGGUUUGGAUGUAGUUUUAAAAAGUUAUGUAAGAGCAAUAUUCUUUUUUUUAAAAUGACCAACUUCUCAAACAUUUUCUAACAUUGAUAUUCACUUUUUUAUAUAAUUCGUGACCCCGUGUCGCUAAGUCGAAAAUGUUCUAACAUGGAUAUUCACUUCUUUAUAUUGUUGUUCGCACCAUAUCGCUAAGUCGAAAAUUUUCAAUCAUGGAUAUUCACUUCUUUAUGUUAUUGUCCACACCGUGUCGCUAAGUCGAAAAUGUUCUAACAUGGAUAUUCACUUCUUUAUAUUGUUGACCCCGUGUCGCUAAGUCAAAAAUUUGUUUAGUCAAUUAUCAAUCCUAUAGUUUUGUAAUAAAGAUUACUUCUGACUUAACCAAUUUCUGUCCUUAAAACCGCAUACAUAUUUGUUGAAACUUUCAGCCUAGUACAAGCCAAUUGGCAUCUAAGUGACAGUCGUUCGCGCGAUUAAGAACUCAAUGCUUGACUUGCUUCCGAUUCUACCGGUAGAUAGUUGCUUUUAAGUGCUAAAUUGGCUCAUGGCACUGAUCGACAGUCGUGACUAAGAAGUUCAGCAGUGCUAGCCAAAUGCCACCCGCUCCGUGUCUACUCUCUUUCUACAAACGCAAGCGCCUUAGCGACAUCGCUAACAAUUUGGUAGCCAAAUGCACAAGCGCUGACGGGUCGCUAACUCUAUUCGCUUCGCGUUAAAAAUCAAGUUUUUACUCUAUGGUUGCGAUUUUCGUCGCGUCAUUUUGACAUACCAUUUGUGAUUCGCGGUAAAUUUAAGAAACAUUGGUAAGUAUUUACCUACAUAUUAUUUUCAUAAAAUUUUAUAAAUAUAAUGAUUGAUUGCCUUUAUUCUCGGGACCACGGGAUGCUGGGCCUUUGGAAGGCGUUCGAGGCUGAAGCCAAUAGUUAUAUUACAAAUAUUUACGAUUGAAUUAUCCAUAGAAUUCAGAGCUCGAACGAGUGAAUUCUUAAUUAAUUUAUGGAGAUGAGUUCAUAACAUUCUUUCAAUUUCUAUUUUAGUAAUGCAAGCAAGGCAGAGGUCAAGCUUUGAACAGCUUUCUGUGCUGAUUCAGUUUAUGGAAAGCCAUGGGGACCUGUCAAAGCCGCGUCCAGGGCCUCAAGGCCGAAUAAAUAGUGAGCAACUCUGGCUGGAGCUUACCAAUAUUUUAAAUUCCAUGGGUGGUGGUGUCCAGAAAACAGCAGAUAAAUGGAAGAAAGUCUGGACAGACUGGAAAACAAAAACAAAAAAGAAAUAUUUGCAUAUAAGGCAGCAAAGCAGUGGCACAGGUGGUGGUCCAAACACACACAUUCAAUUAACUGCCAUAGAAGAAAGGGUGAUGGCAGUUAUUGGAGUGUCUGCUGUAGUUGGUUUGGCUGGCAUCCAGGAGCAAGGAUUUAAUGUUCCAAAUUUUAAUGAACAGCCACCGGAACCGAUGCAUUUUGCUGAAAUGUUGGAGAACCAAAGCAGCCAGAAUACAGAUCCAAUAUUCGAUGGACGUACGUCACCACUGCCACUGCCGUCGCUGUUAUCACCCCAGCGACCGCCAGAACCGCUGCAACCACCACUACCACAGCAACCCCCGCAACAACGACUGUCGCAACCCCCUACUCCGCCAGCGCGUAACGGCAGACGGCAACCGUCGACCUCUCCACGCUCUACAAUGAGCGCUAAUAGGUUUGCUCGCCGAACUAAGAGGAGAAUGACUCCCUUUGAACGGGCGGCAGAGCAGUUUAGUGCUGUAGAGCGUAGGCGUCUUACUUUUGAAGAAGAGCGAGACAGGCGCCUACACGAAAGAGAGAUGGAGAGGCUGCGACUAGAAGCCGAAAAAAUAAAAAUUGCUGAACGGCAAACGGCGAUACUGGAAGGCUUGAGAGUUCUUGGAGAACGGCUCAUUGGCGUACUGUCUGAGCAGCGGCCGGCCAACUUAUAAUUUUUAUUAUGCAAUUAUAUACGUAUACAAAAGGUGUAGAUUUAAAACCAUGCCACUACUCGAAAGCAUGUCACAGAAGUCAUAAAUGUUCAAUUUAAGAAACGGUUUCUGGGCAAUAGUUAAAAAUACUGCUAUAAUAAAUCGUAUUAUUCAGAAUAAGCGACGAAUCACCCGACAUGUCAAUGUAUCAGCUGAUUCAUAAUUCGUAAUACCUACUAAAUGCGUACGUAUCUUGCUGAAUAGGUACAAAUAAUUUAAAACUUAGUAAUGGGUCUGUAGGUAUCCUUAGAGACGGAAUGUAAACUAUGUGAAGUAAAUAACUUACAUAUCUACCUGUGUCACUCGGAGAUUUCGUUCGAAAUUUUCAUCUUCGCAAUCUACCUAUGCACAGUAACAGUUAUGCAACACGUCAUUAAUUAUACUAGUCAACACUGUGACACUUGUUUUAAUGUGUUUUAAGCACUGAUCACUUGCAGUCUCUGGGUAACAGUCAAACGCAUGACUUUCAUGUCAUGUCUGUGUUGGGAGUUUAGGUACGAUGCGAAUACCUCGAUAGUUUGUUUUCAUUGCAACUGAUGGCAUAAAUGUUAUCAUUAUUACAUAAACACUGAACUUAGAACUUUGAUAAUAAUAAAUUAGUGACGUUAUUGUAAGUUUAAGGUCAUGCGAAAUAAUUUCGCAAUCGACUACCCCCGGCAGCGCCAAAGCACAAACUGAAUGCGUGUUUGCGUGUGCGCCGUAGGGCCCGUAGGGGUGAGAGUGCUAGGGGGUGGAGCGUUCGCGUUUCUUAUUGGAAUUUUUGGGAAUUAGUAAUAAUAUCUUAAUAUCAAUUACGUGUUUGAGUGUGUGUGUGUUGAACCGCGUUAUUAAGCUAGUUACAUGACGGUCACGUGAAAUCCGGCGUAGUUAGCACUUACGGAUAUCCGUAAUUUACAAUAAAAAUAAUUACCUACAACUUUUUUAUUCCUUCAGACUUAGAAUCGAUAGCCGAAGUUACCUUCUAGAAAAGGUUUUUUCCCGAACAACCCUUGUAUACACGUUUCCCCGUUGUACCUUGCGUGCUUUUGCCAUUUUUUUACUAACUUUAUCUAUACCUACAUAUUAUUAAAUUAUUUUGAAAUAAAACUGCUUUUUCUUUC
Spodoptera litura is the source of this 5540-nucleotide messenger RNA. RefSeq lists its product as uncharacterized. Lineage: Eukaryota; Metazoa; Arthropoda; Insecta; Lepidoptera; Noctuidae. The record is from RefSeq and is a predicted model, not a curated record. Gene Ontology annotation, cellular component: nucleus.